AUGAGGGCGAAUGGGUUACGGCGUCGAGGGCGGCAGACCUACACGCGGUAUCAAACGCUAGAAUUGGAGAAAGAGUUCCAUACGAACCAUUACCUCACCCGGCGGAGGAGGAUCGAGAUGGCGCACGCUCUUUGCCUCACGGAGCGACAGAUCAAGAUCUGGUUCCAGAACAGACGGAUGAAAUUGAAGAAGGAGAUUCAAGCCAUCAAGGAAUUGAACGAGCAGGAGAAGCACGCCCAGGCGGCAAAGGUGGCGGCAGCGGCAGCAGCGGCUGCGGCCGCUGCUGGUCCGGGACACGGACCUGGACCCGAGACUAGCGUCUCCGGUCCGCCGCCUUCUGCUCAGAAUUAA
Messenger RNA from Darwinula stevensoni, 351 nucleotides. Lineage: Eukaryota; Metazoa; Arthropoda; Ostracoda; Podocopida; Darwinulidae. The record is from the annotation of a GenBank genome assembly.